AUGGAUGUGUACUAUUCCGUUUUCCUUUUAAGUAUUUUCUGGCAAGGCUGCCAUGGAAUCAUGUGGAGUUUGGCUCCAAAUACUCAAAAAUGCUUAAAAGAAGAGUUGCAUGCAAAUGUACUUGUUGCUGGAGAGUAUGAAGUAGUGGAAGCGCCUGGACAACGAGUCGAUUAUAUCGUAAGAGAUUCGAAAGGCCACAUUCUGUCACAGAAGGACUCAAUAAACAAAGGAAAGUUCACAUUUGUAACCGAGACUUAUGACACAUUUGAAGUUUGUUUCAUAUCCAAAGUGCCACCAGAGCGUAGAGGAGUCAGUCAAGAAGUGUUUUUAAAUAUAAAAGUUGGAUUUGAAGCUAAAAACUAUGAAGGUAUUGGUGAAGCAGCAAAGUUGAAGCCAAUGGAGUUGGAACUGAAAAGGCUAGAAGAUCUGUCAGAGGCUAUUGUCCAGGACUUUACUCUAAUGAGAAAAAGGGAAGAGGAAAUGAGAGAUACUAAUGAAUCAACAAACAACCGAGUGCUGUUUUUCAGUAUAUUCUCCAUGGUAUGCCUUCUUGGUCUGGCCACGUGGCAAGUUCUGUACUUACGUCGUUAUUUCAAAGCCAAGAAGCUAAUUGAAUAA
Molecule: messenger RNA, 618 nt
Organism: Parnassius mnemosyne (clouded apollo)
Lineage: Eukaryota; Metazoa; Arthropoda; Insecta; Lepidoptera; Papilionidae
Source: the annotation of a GenBank genome assembly